This is a messenger RNA of Thunnus maccoyii (southern bluefin tuna), 2576 nucleotides long. RefSeq names its product calphotin-like. The record is from RefSeq and is a predicted model, not a curated record. The transcript is spliced from 11 exons. NCBI's taxonomy places the organism in Eukaryota, Metazoa, Chordata, Actinopteri, Scombriformes, Scombridae. The coding region runs from base 134 to 1654 and encodes 506 amino acids.
UCCUCCCAUAGGUUCGGUGCAAAGGUAACAGAAAAACCGGGGGCUUUAUAAAGACCCGCUUUGGAUCACUCUGUCUCGCUGCUUCGUUUCAUUUCUUCGGUUUUUCUUGUUUCCUCCAACACACAUCAUCAAAAUGCCCAGCAAGAGGAAGAAGAACAAGCGUCGCAUGAGGAGGGUGCAAGCCCAGAGGAGAGCCCUCGAAGAGCAGCAUGCAGCCAACCCGCCAGUCAAAGCGAGCCCUGGGAUCGCAGUGAGUGUGCCCCCUGCAGCAGCCCCAAAGAAAGCGGUUAAAGCGCCGGCACCAGUACCAGCACCAGCACCAGCACCAGCACCAGCACCAGUAGAAAAGAUCCCAGAGGCAGUACCCAUUGCUGUCCCCAUUGUGGAGACCCCCAAAGUAGAACCAGAACCUGUUGUGAAAGAACCUGUCGCAGAGCCCGUCCCAGUCGUGGAAGAAGCACCAGAGCCUGAGGCUGUGGUGCUGGAACAGACUCCUGCAGAAGUUGAGGUUGAAGUCCCAGCACCGGUCACUGAAGAAGCACCAGUCGUCGAGACUCCACCAGUAGAGCCCUCUGAAGUUGAUGGUGCCAUUGUACAGGAGGCCGAACCUAUCAUUUCCGAAACAGAACCAGUACCUGAGAUCACACCCCCAGCUGAGGCUCCAGUGGCGGCUCCUGCUGAGAUUGAGUCGCACGAUGUCUGCGAGCCAGAGCCCGCAGUGCAGGCCGAGGUCUUGGCAGAGGAAGAAGCAGUCACUGAGGCUGAGGUGGAGGUGGCCGUCACAGAAGAUGUCACCAUGUCAGAACCCGUAAUCGAAGCCACUGAAGAACCAGUGGUAGAAGCAGUUACCAGUGACCAAGUUCCUGCCGAAGCAGAGCCCGUUGCAGUAGAGGCGGUUGCAGAAACAGCAAUGGAAUCGGCGGAGGAGGUCGUCCCAGUUCCACCUGAGCCAGAACAGGUGGCUGAAGAGGUCGCCAGUCCAGUAGCCCCAGCUGAGGAGGAUGAAGCUGAAGUAGAAGUGUUGGCUGAAGAAGAAGCACCUGAGGUCGCUGCUGAGCCUGUUGCAAUCACAGAGGAGGUUCCCGCCCAAUCUGUGGAAAUCCCAGUGGUGCCAGACACCGUCCCCGAGGCUCCGGUAGAGGAGGUGGAAGCCCCCGUAACUGAAGUCAAAGAGGAUGUUGCUGAUACGCUGGUUGAUGACUUUGUUGUCACAGAAUCUGUCACAGCGGUGGAGAUUGCCAUUGCCGAGUCUGCUGCUGUCCAGCAGGAAACUGUGGCCAUGAACGACGCUGUCAUCGCCCAAACAGAAUCUGUAGAUGUCACCCCCACUGAGCCUGAGCCCGUGCCUGAGCCCGUGCCUGAGCCUGUGUCCGUGCCUGAGCCCGUGUCCAUGCCCGAGCCCGUGCCUGAGCCCGUGUCCGUGCCCGAGUCCGUGCCCGAGCCUGCUCCCCCUGCAGAGGAAAUGAUCGUUGAUGCCACUGCUGAGCAGAAAUGUCUGGAUGUGCUGUCAGAAGAGCCAAAGUCGGAAAUCUGUGACAUGCCAUGUCAAAUGCAGCAGCUCGCUGCAGAGUCUGUGCAGCUCAAUUCAAUGGAGAUGUCAGUGGAGACAGCGCUGAAUGGACACAUUGUUCCAGAGGUCUCCAUUGAGGGCUAGAUCCACACCACACAGCUCAAAAGACCUUUUUUUGUCUUUAUUCCCCUCUGUCAUUUGGAAGACUCAAAGCUUUACUGGGAGUCAACCGGCUGACCCUUUUUUAUUAUUUAGGGCUUACGACAGGAUCGCCGGGAAAUUGAAGGGACAUCCACACUUUGAAGUGCCUUUCCUGCCCUGGUUCCUGUCAAAAAACCAAACCAGAUGUCAACAUGCCAAAACUGCUGCAUUCAAAACAUCAGAUCAGACUGUAGUCAUAAGUGUGCAGAAAUGGAAACAUAUUGUGGCUCCUUUUUAAUCUGUAUUUCUCCCCAAAAGUAUGUACAGUGAAUUUGCAUUAGCAGUGGAAGCAGAAGUGAUUGAGAGAUGGAGAUUCCUCAAACAAGAUAAAUGGCAGUGCCUGGUUAUUUCUUACAUGUUCCCAUCUCUCCAGAACAUCUCUUUCCACUACACAUACACUCAAUGCAUGUGAAUACCGUAGCAUUGAUGAAUGUGGCUAUAAUUUCUACUUGGGCCUAUGUUCAUAAGGAUGGGAGGGAAUUUUUUUUGUUUUUUUUUUGUUUUCUUGUUUCAGACAGACAGAUUUUGCUCGUUAGGCUCUUGUUUCUCAAAGAGGCACAGUCUUUACCUUAGCCUCCGUUUCUGUCCCCUUCUCUGUCCUCCAGUUCUCCUCGCUGCCUCAACUAAGUGCCAUUGCUUUACAUUAGUCUGAUGCUAAAACACAUCCUACAACUACAGGUGAAAGGAUUUAUGGCCACUGGAGCCUGGAGACAGACAGAUUUUGAGGGGAUGAGCUUAGAGGUCAUUUUCUGUUUCUUGUUUUUUUUUUUUUUUUCCUCCUUUUCUAAUUCAUUUUGUAUAGACCGUAUGAUGUGCUACAGUUUUGUGUUCAAAGUCCGAUUUCUGGAGGGGAGAUGUGAUCUGA